UCAGUACCCAGUAUGUCUUUGACUUCUACUACUACUUGUAAGACUCAUGGUCUUCUCCACAGGGUGAAAUGAACCUUUUUCAGCUCCAACUUGUUGUAAGUUUAUUUGUGUCUUCCACGUGUAAGAUGAAAACAAGCAGAAAGUCGAAAGAAUGUCAGAAAAGAUACAGCAGCCUGCGCUGGUGACGCCAACACUGGAAGACGUGCUGGACGGAAUUGCAGCAACGCAUCACCUCUCUGCCAAGCGCAAGCGGCAGCUAACCGCGAUAUUGAGAAAGAGAUUUGACGCUGAAGUGACUCAGUUUUCUCAUGGACGAAGUCGAAGUGGGAGUUGUGGAGAAAGCCGACAAAAUGGAAGUGGAAACGGAAAUGCAGGCUUUAUUUUCGCAUCCAAUGCCAGUUUAGAGUCGACGAGCAGUAUUUCUCAAGAGUUGGAGUCUCUUACCUCCGGAACUGUUGCGAGAGCUUUGGGUGAAGAAUUGCCUACUUUCCCAGCAACAUUACGCGGCGAUGAGUCUAAAAGUAUAGAGGUCAAGAAGCUCGUGCAGGCCUUGUGGCGUGAGUACCAUUUUGCGAAUGUUUAUGAGCAGAAUGGGGCUGAUGAUGGAUAUUACGGCGAAGAUAAUGAAGAUGAUCCUCGUGAUGUCGUUCCUGGUGGUAAACUGCUUUUUCCGAGCAGACAUUUGAAUCCGUUUGCGGAGCAUCAAGGUAGCAACUACGAGCAAAGUAACCAGUUGUUUCUUGUGCUGGAUUGGGAAGCCACAUGUUGGGAUAAGAAAAGCACGCCACACCAGCCGCACGCACGACAAGAAAUCAUAGAGUUUCCUGUCGUCCUAUUAUCAGGGAGUGGUUCCGAGCUCGGAGAAUUUCACCAGUUUGUCUAUCCUGAAGAAUCUGGUGGAAAACUAUCGGCCUUCUGCACGCAAUUGACUGGUAUAAGAGAAUCCCAAGUGCGCAAUGCUAAAACGUUGGAGUUCGUCUUGAAGGAUUUCCUCGCAUGGUUGGACAGAGCAGCCGAGAUACACCUUGGAGCCUUUAGAAGCAAAGGGAAGGUGGAAGCAUCACCAGAGAGGGAGGAGAGGCAAGGUAUCGUGGACCACGAUAAGCAACUACAAGACGACGACUCUGACGACGAGGUGGACUCCCCUUCCCCCUCAAAAAGAGCCCUCUUGAGUCGUGAUACGCAAAGUCUACAAGAGUGUAAAGAGUCUUCUAUAGAAGAAGCUACUUCUGCCGCACCAGCAUCUACAAAAGUGUGUAGCAGAAAUUUCCUCCUUGGCGGUGAAAAUCAUGUAAAUUUCCUCCUUGGCGGUGAAAAUUAUGUGACUCUUGUUUGUUGCGGGAGGUGGGAUGGACGACAACUAGCGGAGGAGGUAGAACGGAAGAGGCUGGAAGUUCCGAAAUGGCUUGUAGAUCCGAACAAUUGGCGCGAUGCACGCCGUCACGGAGCUAUUUUUUACAGAGGAAACCAUAAAAAGCCACUGCAGAAUCUUACUUUAUGAUUAGUACUACUAUACUAGGAGAAAUCUUAGGCAAUCUAUCGUUUAGAUAUAGAUUCGAAUCAUCAUCAGUACUACUUUACUAGGUUGUUGAACAUUCUAUCCCCUUUGUGCAGGCCAUAAACUUCAAUGAAUCUCAGUCAGUCACGGCAAGAACGAACGACGAAGAAAAUUUACAGUGUGUACACGCCGGGGGCACGUGGGCGGUAUAUCUUGACGACAUAAUCCUCAAAGGAGAAAGAGAAACAAUCGUUCUUCUUCUAAGCGUCGCCGUGGUAGAGGAAUCCGGAGAAAGAAUGACAGGAAGACUACAUAGUGGCAUAGCAGAUGCCAGAAAUCUUGCGAAGGCAGUCAGAAACAUGCUGCGUGGUGGCUACCAGUUUCGCGAAUACGGAUGAAGGACGCGCUCAUGAUGAGGAUGAAGCAGACGAAGAUGUGCUUUGUCUGCUUGGGUUUUUUUAUGCUGCAAGCGGGACGUACAGCUAGCACAACGGAAGUCCAGCUACCACGACGGAAUAGUCGCUUUAUGCUUCUGAAGAUGAAGGCGCGGAAGACGCGCUAGCUGGAAAGGCGGACGUCAUUGGAGCUCACGGGAAACUAGGAUAUGCCGCCAGCCAUUUUUGCAGGAUGGAAGUAUUGCAGAAUUAUGUAGUUCUAAGAGCCUCGGCCUAGAUAUUUUCUUUGGGUGUGACAAACCCAACUUCCUUGUCUGAAACUCAUCGUGAUUCGAAGCAGCUUUCUAGCAUGAAGACAAAUGAUAUGAAAACAACUCCAACUUGUAGAACGACUCGUC
Molecule: messenger RNA, 2291 nt
Organism: Amoebophrya sp. A25
Lineage: Eukaryota; Dinophyceae; Syndiniales; Amoebophryaceae
Source: the annotation of a GenBank genome assembly